GCAAACGAAACGGACAGCUCAUUAUUAAGGCGGCAGACUCAAACUGAAAUGAGUGAUAAGUAAAGCCUUUCCUUAAAAAACGUUUAACGUGUUUUCAUCGUCAAGGUUGAUCAUUUUCCAUUAUGAAAAACUCUAAGGCAGCACCUGCUCAGGAAGAAUGUGGGAUUUGGCUGGACACGGUGCAGCUGAAAGAAAAGGCUAAAAAGAAACGCCAUGCCCGUCCUAUUUCUAAACUGUUGAAUCCUUUGGCUAAAGGUGAAGGGUACAGUUUGGCUGUAGCCCUCAACUUCACUCAGACUAAAAUGGAGAUGCCAAAAACUAAACAGAGUUCCAUAUCUGCUUUUUUUGCACCUAAACGUAGAGUUCUCCACAAGAUGUCUUCCACUGAAGCACCAAGCCUGGAUCCGGGGCAGCCCUCGUCACCGUCCACCACAGCCAGACCCGCGACUGUUUCAUCUGUGAAAAAACGAGCGCGUGAAAAUUGUUCUGAAAACUUGGAUUUGGAGUCUGAUGCCGGUAUGGAUUAUAAUUUGGAAAAAGAAAAUGUGGAAGAGGCUAACAUAACUACAUGGAACAAUAAGAGAACCCACUAUUCAGCUUCACUAGAAGGUAAAUCUGCAGAGUGUCAACCCCCUCAGUGCAAGCGGAGGCUCCUUGAGCCCUCACUUCUGGAUAAGGACAGUCAAAUCGCUCCGCAGCCAUGGAGUCAGGACCCUAUGUUCACCUUUAGCGAGUACUCUGAGGACUUCGCCGGCUCAGAGUCAAAUUUUAUAAACAAUAUUCAGAAUUCAGAGAGCUUUGGAAAUCUAAAAAAUAUGGAGGGAAAGACAUCAACUCAGAAACGUGCUGAAAACUGUUCUCAUUUAAAAGACGGGAAAGAAAAUAGCAGAUUAAUCUCCUCUAAGUCUCCAAGUAAAUAUAUUUCUUUAUCUCAUCUUGGAACUUGGUCAAAUCAUAAGUGGGCAGAGGUGAAAAACGCUUCACCACAAAAACAAAUUGAUCACUCGGGGAGCUGUCUUGUAAAAGAAUUGCAUUUUGACUCAUUGUGGAGAAAACCUAGAAGCUCUCCUCUUAAGAAACAGCAGAAAUGCAAGGAAUUGGACGAGGACAGUUUGGCCACGUUGUUCACUCAGGACUCAGAGGGAUUCAGGGUGAUAGCACAUCGAGGCCUCCAGACCAGGAGCCCACUCAAGGAUCAGAGUAACCUGAGCCCUGGAUUGGUGAGAAGUUACAAACCUGAGGAGGAGGAGGAGGAGGAGGAGGAUGAAGACGAUGAAAUACUCUUUACCCAAGACUCUCAGGGAAACAUGGUGAUCAAACACUAAACAACGCCUCCGUUUCCAAAUCUGGAAGUUGAAUUGAGCAAUUGUUAUUGUAGUUUUCACCAGGAUUUUUUCACACAUCUGAAUUUUUCUUUCUACUAGAGAACAUUCUUGCAAGCCAGACCUGAGAGAUAUUUUCUUUAUUUGAAAAAUGACAAGCAUUACAUAAAUUUAUUGUAAAUUAAACAUUAGUUUCAUGUAUAUUUCUAUCUGUCUUAUGCUAGUGCUCUGUGCUUAAUUUUAUUACAAAUUAAAGUGAUGUACAAAUACACAACGAGUGCUAAAUUAUACUACAGACAAAUGGCAUAAUUGUAGUGCAAAGCAGCACAUCUGAGCUCAAUUCUUGUACUGAUUACAGCAGCUAUAAAUACAAAAACCUCAUAACUGAAAUAGAUGCUAAAAUAGGAAUAAACAAUCCAGAACAGAGAAAGUAUAAAAUGUUAGUCUUAUAUUUAAAGAUAUAAUUUUCAGUAGCUACAUGGUCUCAUAUAAAUGCCUUUAUUGCUAUGGCACAGACAUGUAACAGAUGGGUUCUAGGUUUGUUUCAGUGUAAUCUGAUCAACCUGUGGGGGUGGGGAGAUUUAACAGCUGAAAAGUGCCAAAAAAAAAGCCAAAUUUAUAACGUCACAAAUACAGUUAUAGAGGUUAACCUAUCAGUCACUAUCUAUUACAUCCCUUUUGUAUCUUGCACCCUGCUAAAGUGUUCAUACCUCUUCCAAAUGUUGUGAAUACCUUGAAGUUUAAUAUAUUUCGUUAGGGUUUUGUGAGAGUCCAGCACAUAAAGAAAUGCAUAAUUAUGCAUGUUUUACCUUUUUGUUUUAACUGAAUAAACAUUUUAAAAUGUUUCGUCUGCCAGUCUACUGGGGUGAGUCUCUACCACCUUUGCACAUUUUGAGCCUCUGUGAAAGACAUUGUUCAAAUAUCUCCAGAAAUUCUCAACUAGAUUAGGUCUGAACUUUGACUAUGCCAUUUUAACACAUAAACCAUUAUACUGUAGAGAUGGAUGUUUGUUUAUUUAUUUCAAAUAUAUUCUCAUUCACAGUUCAAAUACCUUAAUAUGCAUUUUUGAGAGCUAUUUGAAAAGGAGCAUAAAGGAGAAGUAUAGACUUAUUUAAUCUUACCUCCUUUCUUUUGUCAUACUUUAUACACAUAACUCUUUACUUAAA
Molecule: messenger RNA, 2488 nt
Organism: Gambusia affinis (western mosquitofish)
Lineage: Eukaryota; Metazoa; Chordata; Actinopteri; Cyprinodontiformes; Poeciliidae
Product: aurora kinase A and ninein-interacting protein
Exons: 4
Coding region: 123-1325 (400 amino acids)
Biological process (GO): spindle organization
Cellular component (GO): spindle pole; centrosome
Source: RefSeq, a predicted model, not a curated record